Messenger RNA from Bipolaris oryzae ATCC 44560, 2439 nucleotides. RefSeq lists its product as uncharacterized. Lineage: Eukaryota; Fungi; Ascomycota; Dothideomycetes; Pleosporales; Pleosporaceae. Gene Ontology annotation, molecular function: DNA-binding transcription activator activity, RNA polymerase II-specific; RNA polymerase II cis-regulatory region sequence-specific DNA binding. Gene Ontology annotation, biological process: regulation of transcription by RNA polymerase II. The transcript has 4 exons. Bases 1 to 2439 code for a protein of 812 amino acids. Gene Ontology annotation, cellular component: nucleus. The record is from RefSeq and is a predicted model, not a curated record.
AUGUUUCGAAAUCGACUGAACAGCCAGAAGCCCGAUGGGAAACUGCUAGAAGACUUCAAGGCAAACUUCCCCCACAUCCAGCAGCGCUCCCAUUCUCUCGCCGCGCCGCCAGGCCACUCGCUCGCCGAUGUCUUGGACAUCGCAAACCCCUCUCGCCAGCCUGACAGCCAUGAGGACAUCAAGGACCAGGACCCCACUCCGCGCGGCAACAAUGAGCCCUGGAGGUUUACGCCCUCACUGCUCGACCCAAACAGCUUUGCAUUCACCUCCUUUGCAAACCAGCCGCCUGGCUACUACACCCCAACUCCGGGUGGCACCAAUACGCUCUACCACAGUCAGGCCGGCGACCUGCACACGCCUGGCUUCAGCUUUGGCUUAGGCACCCCACUGUCGCUUCCCACCUCAGAAGGUGGACUCCAUGCCGGCCAGAUCGCACCUACUGCCCACUUGCAUGGUUUCAACCACCAUGCCCUCGGCUCUCACCACUUCCAAAAUGCCAAUCCCUUUGGCAUGCAGCCGCAGCAUUCGCAGUCUUUUGCGCCCCACCAAUUCACUCACCAGCCUUCGGCCUUUGACCAGCGCCCUUUGGCGCAAACCCAUGAGAAUUCUCCCAUGGACAACAUGGUGCCCGAAGUCGAGAUGCAAGAGCAAUCGCCUCUCAUAGGCUUCGCACCCCAUUCAUAUGACAGCAUAGCAUCUGCAGUCCAAUCUGCACCCCCUCCACCCAAUCAAAACUUCCGAUACCACGUCACUCUGAAUGCGCCAACAGCUAUGGUCAAGCAGCCAGACGAGGUCCCGGUGACGUAUCUAAACAAGGGACAAGCUUACUCCAUCUCCUUGGUCGAUACGGCUCCACUCCAGCCCCCUUCGCCAAAUCUCAAGUACAGGACCUUUAUUCGCAUUUCAUUCGAGGACGAGCAACAACGCCAGCGACCCGCGUCUUGCUGGCAACUAUGGAAAGAAGGUCGAGGCACGAAUGAAGCCCAUCAGCGUGGCGGACGCCUGCAAGCUGUUGAAUUUGUUGACCCGAGCCAAGUAGGCGGCGGCGAAGUCCAAGGCCGACCCAGGGUAGAGCUGGAAUCAUCCUCGUUUGACGGCUUCGUGGUAACAUGGACGCCCGUUCCCAAUGCUUCGCCAGAGUGUUCGUUGGCUGUGCGCUUCAACUUCCUCUCUACCGACUUUAGCCAUUCCAAAGGCGUCAAGGGCAUCCCGGUUCGACUUUGCGCAAAGACGGAGCUGAUCACGGAGACUGCUGGAUCAUCGCCCCAGCGAUCAGAAGCCGAGCUUUGUUAUUGCAAGGUCAAGCUCUUCCGAGACCACGGCGCCGAGCGGAAACUGUCCAACGAUGUUGCGCACGUCAAGAAGACGAUCGACAAGCUCAAGCAGCAAAUUGCGCAAGUCGAGUCUGGAAUGAAAGACUUUGGCAAGCGGAAGCGCAGUGGCUCAAUUUCCAAAGGCACCAUGAGUCAAAGACCCGGCAAGGUGCCCAAGCACAAGCGGACUUGGUCCAUGUCUUCGACAAGCGACAAUCAAGGAGCUCGCGCGCCAGCUGAAGAAGAUCUUCAUAUCAAACUGGCGUCUUUGCAGGACAUGUUCAGCUCGACCAGGCCUGUCAGUGUUCUCUACCUCAAAGGAGAAGCACAGGACGACCCAGAUCUGCAUCCAGUUGUCUUGGGCGCAUCGUCCCACGAUCUCUCCAAGCUGGACACCAACGUGGAUGCACAAAUGUGGGAUGGACACGAUCCACAGACAUCGACUUCGUCCGUGGUAUCUCCAACUCCCAGCUCACAAUCUCUCCAGUCGGAGAAACGUCGCGCCUCUUCUUUCCAACGUCCGCAGCCCUUCCAACCGCCCUCGCGCAUGUCUUCAAACGAGUGGCGAAAUCUUCCGCAAACCGCUACUGGCGAUCUCAAGGGAAUGGCGAAUAUGCACGGAGGCGCAGAUGUCCCAACCAAAGUCCAACGACCGUAUUCCGACGAUCACGCGCUUUCUGGAUGGAUCGAAGCUCUUGGCGUUGACCAGACGUACCAGCCACCACCAGAGCCCUUGCUCAAGCCAGUUGCGUGCUUUUUCGUCCAGCCCAGGCUCGCCGGUCGCCAGCCAGAGGACAACUAUUUCCGAGCCGUAUACCUUAUGGAUCGCACUGUCAAGGAGCUUGUCACUGGCAUUGCGAUGAAGCUCAAGAUUGAGCCUAGCAAGGUGACACGGACCAUCCGCGUUAACCAGAAAGGACUACAAAUCUUAAUGGACGAUGAUGCAGUCAGCAGGAUACCGGAGCAACAGGACAUGACGGCUGAAUUCCACGAAAUCGGCACGCCUCCGGCGCAUUCGAUGAAGCGCGAGUGGGACGCCGGCCCUACAGACAUUCAGGUCGAUGGAGAUAUCAGUGUCACCGAAAACGUCCAUUCGACUGGCUACGAACUACGCCUUCUCUUCUAG